AUGGCAUCACGACUCAAGGACGCCUUUGCCAGGGCAUCGCCCUUCUCGCGAUCCAAGCCCAAGGCCACGGUCGCCGAGACGGCCGCCACGCCAGCCAACAUCAGCUCCGACGCAACCUUCUCCGCAGCCCACUCCAGGGCGGGCUUCAUCGCCGACGAACCCUCCGCGGCGGCGGCGUCUCGGACCGCGAGCUCGGCAACCACAAGCCCCCGCAGCAGCUCCUCCUACACCACCGCCACGAGCACCACCAACACAUCCUCCUCUGCCGCCGCCGCCACGGUGCGGGAGCCGGUGGUCGUCGACCGGGAGGCCGAGCCAGAGCCAGAGCCAGAGCCAGAGCCAGAACCAGAACCAGAACCAGAACCAGAACCAGAAGCGCCGCCGCCGCUGCCCCUCCACAGCCGCUACAAGCUGCACGUCACGGCCGGGCCGUCGUACGACCCGGCGUCGCACGCCACCGUCCGCGUCAACACGCCGCACACGGUGCUCGUCGCCAACGAGCACCUCACCGCGCGCGUCGCCGUGCGCAUCCGCGACUUCUCCGGCCUGCCCGCCGCCUGCCCGGCGUCGUCGCCGUACUUUUCCGCGCCCCAGCACGCCCGCGACCGCUACAGCAUCUCGUUUUCGUUCGUGCCCAAGCGCGACCUGUCCGGCGCCGAUGCCGUGUGGGGCCCCGACUGCGCGAGGCCGGUGAGGGAUCGGCUGCCUCCCGGGUUCAAUGCGGCGGUCGGGAUUGUGAAGAGGUUUGUUGAUCCGAGUAUUGAGGUGGAUGCGUAUGCGGAUGAGCCGUGGGUGUAUGCGCCGGCGUUGAGUUGCUGGUUCGUGUUGAGGGUGGGGGAGAAGGCGGGAGGAGGAGGAGGAGGAGGCGGAGGAGGCGGGGGAGCGGGAGGCGGGGAGCGGGAGGUGGUGGACGUGCCGCCGCCGCAGAGGACGGAGGAGCUGGACGAGGGCGAGGUGGUCAAGAAGGGGGCGGGGGUGUUGGAGGAGGGCGCGGACGGGGACGGGCAGCGCGUGCGGGAGGCGUGGGGGUGCCCGCCCGAGGCGGCCAAGAGGAGGAAGUGGUUUGUCAACGAGAAGCGGAGGGAGGGCGUAGUGUUCGAGAAGGGCAGGCUGUACCAGGCGGAUUUCUUCAAUCCCUAUCUGGACUUUGACAAAUUCGCGCUGAAGCUACCAGGGUUCUCGCUCGGGGUGCUCAAGUACAUUGACGAGAAGACGCACCAGCUCCGGUGGGUUUUCAAGAACAAGGUCACCGGUGAAGUAUACUUUUGUGUUAUUUUUAACCUGCUUUUUGGCGAAGAGCUAGAGGAAGCACUACGGGCGGAGAGAGCCGCGGAGCAGGAGCUCGAUUGA
Messenger RNA from Diplodia corticola, 1350 nucleotides. Its product is annotated as polyketide synthase protein. The transcript has 2 exons. The record is from RefSeq and is a predicted model, not a curated record. The coding region runs from base 1 to 1350 and encodes 449 amino acids. NCBI's taxonomy places the organism in Eukaryota, Fungi, Ascomycota, Dothideomycetes, Botryosphaeriales, Botryosphaeriaceae.